This is a messenger RNA of Funneliformis geosporum, 2178 nucleotides long. Lineage: Eukaryota; Fungi; Glomeromycota; Glomeromycetes; Glomerales; Glomeraceae. The record is from the annotation of a GenBank genome assembly.
AUGCGCGGUGCAAAAACAGAAAGAAAUCGGAGAGAAUAUUGGGAACGAAGUAAAAAAUUAUUAAAUGGUAGUUUAAUUACUUCAUUGUUACCUAACCAGUAUGCGAAACAGCAGACUAAUGAUAAUACAAGUGGAAGCAUUUUUAUCAAUUGCACUAAAAUGUAUUCACCUUAUUUUGGAGUGAUGAUAUCAAGAAAUGAAAAGGCUUUAGUUAAAAACCCUACUUAUGCUGAUAUUGAUACUGAUAUAUCAAUUUUUCCUAUUGCGUUAAAUGAAAUGUCAAAUUCUCAUCUAGUUGAAUUCGAUUUAUCAGUUAUAUGUAAAGAUAAAAAUCAAGAUUUGGAAUUAAAAUGUUGCCGAUAUAGACAAAUAGCAAAUAAAAUUAAUGAACGUUGCAAAUUAGAUUUGACUCAAGCGGAAGCAUUAAUCUCUGCUUUAACACGUGAAAUUUCUUUAAUUGAAGGACCUCCUGGCACCAGAAAAACUGUCAUUAAUAAUGAAAAUAUUGUUGAAUUUGCUCGAUGCAAAUAUAACGAAUAUAGGUUAGGAUCUCGAAUAAAAUCGGAUAAAAUCAAAGAAUUUUGUCUUGAAGAUAGUGACUUGCCUAGUUGGAUUUCAAUACUGAAGAAGGUUUUACAAGUGAUUUUGAAAAAACCAAAGAUAUUACAUAUAUUUGAUAGGUGGUCAAAAAGGGAAGAUAUUGAAAUAAUUAGAAGAACACAGAAAGCGUUAUCAAAUCCACCACAGAAAAAUAAGAAAAUAAAAGAUCCAAGAAUACAUAUGAUUAAAGAAGAAUUAUCAAGUUUACAAAAAAGUCAUGAUGAUAAACGUCAAAAAAUGUCUAUUGGUCCAAGAAUUAUUGUUUGUGAAGAGACUGGAGAAGUACUUAAGGCUCAUAUUCUUAGCGCAUUCACCCUUCAACUGAGACGUACUCUUUAUCCAAAGUUAAUCGAUGGUGAAAAUACUGGCAAAUAUCCAAAUAUACGUGAUGCUCAAUAUAAUGUAUACUUUAUUAAUCAUAGACAUCCAGAAGACUCUGGCGGGGAUUUAGCAAUGCAAUCUCAUGUGAAUAAAUACGAGGUGGAAAUGGUAGUGGAAACAAGACGCACAAAACUUGAAGAAAUUGAAAGAAGAGUAGAUGGAACCAACAAUAGAAAUGAAAAAGCUAAUUCUAGUGAAAACAAGGAAUGUAUCUCCUUGGUUAAUUUUGAAUUAAUGGCGUCGGAAUCUAAAGAUAUGUGGGCUACUGUGAUUAAAAUAUUGGAUGAGCAAAAUCAAAUUGGUGACGUUAGUCCAGAUGGUGGAUGUUAUGAGAAUUGUACAAAAUUACAUCCAUGUGCUCAUCCAUGUCCAAAACUUUGUUUUGAAGAUUGUGGAAAAUGUGAAUGUUCUGUAAGGGAUAUUAUAUUACCUAAAUGUGGUUACGUAUUACAAUUAAUGUAUUGCGAUCAUUCAAAAGUAGUUCAUUGUUUUGAAUCCAUUGAUAAUGCUAGUUGUAAUGAAUAUUGUGGAAAUAUGUUAGAAUGUAAUCAUGAAUGCUUAACGGAAUGUAACAGAUUUCAAAACUUUCAAAACCACAAGAAGAAACACAAAACGAAUCAAAUGAAGAAACAAAUAAAAUCACCUGAAACCCCAUGGAGAAUGCGAAUCACAAAAGAAACAAAUGAAGAAACAAAUAAAAGAUCGAACCAUGGAAAAUAUAUAUGCUUAUGGGAAUGUGAGCAUCAAGGAAGAUGUGAAUUAAGUUGUGGAGCUCCGUAUCAGAUACCUUGUAAUGAAAGGUGUAAUAAACAAUCGAAAUGUGAACAUAUAUGUGCUGGAGUAUUUUCAUUUAUAAUUCAAGAAGUUUCUAAAUUAUUAAACGUUACAAAUCAAGAACAUGAAGCAGCAGAAUCUACUCAUUAUAGUCUUUUAGCCAAUGUAGAAAUAUUAGAAUUUGAUCUUACAAUAAUUCUAUUAAACAACUUUUUAAAAAGUUGCAAUGAUGUAAAAACUUGUGACGAGAAUCUGGGAAAACCUUUAAGCGAUGAAGAAACGUUAGAAAUACAUCGUGCAAUGAAGACUGAAUCUAAACGAACAGGAAAUUGGUUUGAAUGUCCAAACGGUCACCCGGUAAAUAAUAAUUAUUUAACAUAUAUUUAUACUAUUGGGGAACAUAGCGGAGCGAUGGAGGCCUAG